CACUGUCCUAAAUGUAACACAGCUCUCGUCUCUCUCGCACAGCACAGCGAAGCCAUAAUUAUAAUUAAUUAAUAAUUUAUUUAUUUAUUUAAAAAGGAAAGAAAAGAGAAGACUUGCUAUUGUUAAGCGGUGUGUGUUUCAAGUGUCGUGCAUGCAUUUUAUGCAUCUGUUGCUUUGCAUGCAUUCUCUCUCUUCACACACUCUUUCUCUUAUAUUUAUAUACACAUACAUUGUAUAAUCUGUUUAUAGAGAGACAGGACAGAGGAGCUACCAGGCCUUCCUUGUUUGGUCUUCGCUUGCAUACCUAACAUCACCGUUACUCUCUCUCUCUCCUGCUCUUCAAACAACUUCUUUUGACUCAUCUUUACUCCCAUUUGAAUCGCUAUUACUCUCUAAUUUCACUGUUUGUUUGUAUGAAGGGGUUGAUUUUUCAGUUUGGGAUUAAAUGGGGUCCAAGGUUUGCAUGAAUGCAUCGUGUGGAAUUACUACGACGCGUGAAUGGAAGAGAGGCUGGCGUUUGCGAUCUGGUGGAUAUGCUUGUCUCUGCUAUACUUGCGGAUCUGCAUUUGAGAAUUCAGUUUACUGUGAUACAUUCCACUCGGAAGAAUCUGGUUGGAGGGAGUGUAAAAUAUGUCGCAAGCGUCUCCACUGUGGAUGCAUAGCUUCUACUUAUUUAAUUGAGAUUUUGGACUUUGGCGGUAUUGGGUGUACUACCUGUGCAAAAAUUUCUCCACUUAACUCGAUCCAUAGUAAUGAGAUUUCCAAUGGUUUUGGCUCAGUAACAGCAAAUAAUGCUGCUGAUCUGGAAUCCCCUCCUCCAAAAAAUCGAGUGGCUGGUAGUACUCAUGAUGAGGGAAAACUUGCACAAUUGUGCAGACUCAUGGAGGCUAAUGAAGCGAAACUAUUGUGUCUAUCUGAAGGAGCAGACACAAAUGCAAUUCCUGGGCAUUUCAGACAAGAGGAAAUCAUACAUCCAAUUGGGGAAGCUGGCACAUGCUUCCCAAAUGCAUCUCGGUUAUCAGUUGGACUAUCCAACUUUGCCAAGCCAGACGGUAUCAGAUCAAUAUUAGAGACGAAGGAUAUGCAUGGAUCACUUGCUCCAUCUUUGACUAUGACAUUGGGAGCUCCAUCAGGAACUACAGGCUUUGUUCCAUAUCCUUGUAGGGCUGCUGAAGGAAGAGAGAAAAGCGAAGCACCUCCUUUUCAGCAAGGGCAAAGAUCUCGUCCAAUUUUGCCCAAGCUCUCAAAGUCUGGCCCUGCUGCGAGUUCAGAGGCCAAAAAUGUUGCGGUUCCUGAGUUGCGUAUUGCAAGACCACCUGCUGACGGGCGGGGGAAGAAUCAGUUACUUCCCCGUUACUGGCCGAGGAUCACCGAUCAAGAGCUGCAGCAAUUGUCUGGAGUUUUGAAUUCUUCCAUUGUGCCAUUGUUUGAGAAGGUUCUUAGUGCCAGUGAUGCUGGUCGAAUUGGUCGAUUAGUUCUCCCAAAAGCAUGUGCUGAAGCCUUUUUUCCUCCUAUUUCUCAAUCUGAAGGCCUUCCUUUGAGUAUUAAAGAUGUUAAGGGGGGAGAAUGGACGUUUCAGUUCAGAUUUUGGCCCAACAACAACAGUAGGAUGUAUGUCUUGGAGGGUGUAACCCCUUGUAUACAAUCUAUGCAAUUACAAGCUGGCGAUACAAUAACAUUUAGCCGGAUAGAUCCUGGAGGGAAACUUAUCAUGGGAUUUCGCAAGGCAACAAACAACUCAGAUACGCAGGAAACCCAAACUACACUACCUGAUGCUACUGCUUCUGCAGAAACUUCUUUUUCUGCCGAUUGCAAUAUUGGCUGGAGCAAGGGUGAGAGUCAUAGAGGCAGGAUAAAUGGGGAGGCACUGCAGCAACCAACAACAGAAAAGAAGAGGUAUCGGAACAUUGGACCUAAGAGUAAGAGAUUACACAUGCAUAGUGAAGAUGCUUUGGAGUUGCGGCUUACAUGGGAGGAAGCACAGGACUUGCUUCGCCCACCUCCAAGAGUCAAGCCAAGCGUGGUCACAAUUGAGGACCAUGAAUUUGAGGAAUUUGAUGAGCCUCCAGUUUUUGGCAAGAGGACCAUAUUCGUCGAUCGAUCUUCUGGGGGGCAGGAGCAAUGGGCUCAAUGUGAUGAUUGCUCUAAAUGGCGAAAAUUGCCAGAAGAUGCUCUUCUUCCUCCAAAAUGGACCUGUUCAGAAAAUGUUUGGGAUUCAAGCAGGUGUUCAUGUUCUGCAUCAGAGGAGAUGAGUCCAAAGGAUUUGGAUAAUCUUCUGAGAUUGAGCAAAGAUUUCAAGAAGCGACGGAUAGUAGAAAGACAUAAGUUAUCUCCUGAAUGUGAGCCUUCUGGCUUAGAUGCUUUGGCUAGUGCUGCAGUACUAGGAGACAAUAUAGGCGACUUCGAUGAGCCAUCAGCUGGCGCCACUACAAAGCAUCCCCGGCAUCGCCCUGGUUGCACUUGCAUUGUGUGCAUUCAGCCACCUAGUGGUAAGGGUAAGCACAAGCCCACAUGCACAUGCAAUGUGUGCAUGACUGUAAAGCGCCGUUUUAAAACCCUCAUGCUGCGUAAGAAAAAACGUCAAUUGGAACGUGAAGCUGAAAUUUCCCAGCAGGACAACAAUGAUCACAAGGAUGAAUCGGAAAUGAUUAGCAUGUCGAGUAAUGUAGCAUUGCCUGUAAAUAAUUCAGAGAAUGAAGUCGGUCAAAACAAGGAAACUGAGUUGGCUGAAACCAGUGCUGGGCAAAUAGACCUAAAUUGUGAUCCUAAUCGCGAGGAAGUGCAGAUCGAUAUGCCAGGAUUUAGCAUGAUAAACAUCGGUGAUCCGUUUGAUAGUUAUAUUAAGCAAAAUGGGAUUGCAAACUUGAGAUGUGAUAGACAAUCUAGUUUUGGUUCGUCUUUACAUUCACAAAGCAAUGGGGAAUAUUCGAGAAGGCUAUCUGAUGAAGCAUUUCUUGAUUCUGUGGGCUGGAAUCGAGAAGAUAGAGAUGAUUGAGAAUACUGAGUAUUUGAGGAAGAGUCAUUCUCUGAUUAUUCAGUGUCAUUGUUGUUAUUCUCACUCUUUUUGUUGCUUGCUUGUCCUUCUCCAAAGGGGGCCGCUGUCAUACAGAUGAUCUUUCAUAGAGAAUGUAAUUUGUUUUCGGCUGCUUUAGCGAUUAUUAUUUUUAUUUUUGUUUUUAUUUAAUAUAUAAUAAGAAUUUUAGGGAAUAGGAAUUUCCUAUUGGUUAA
Messenger RNA from Manihot esculenta (cassava), 3228 nucleotides. RefSeq names its product B3 domain-containing transcription repressor VAL2. Gene Ontology annotation, molecular function: DNA binding; zinc ion binding. The transcript has 14 exons. NCBI's taxonomy places the organism in Eukaryota, Viridiplantae, Streptophyta, Magnoliopsida, Malpighiales, Euphorbiaceae. The coding region runs from base 446 to 2995 and encodes 849 amino acids. The record is from RefSeq and is a predicted model, not a curated record.